AGAAAGGGAGAGAGAGAGGGGUGCAGGACAUGAGUAUUUAUCAAAGCAAUACCCUCUUGGGAAGUCAAAUGAAACGGAGGACCAACCGUGACUGUGUGGAUGAAGAAUACAGUCAACAUUUUUAGUGACUUGAUCAUCAUUUUUCUGUUCUAUUUACAAAAUUUAGCUGUUUUGAUUGUGCUCGAGCAUAUAUUCGUGAUUUGCUAUAAAAGGUUUUGGGUGUACAAUGUGGUAGAGAGUGCGAACAGCCCGUUGAUGUCAUACUGAAUGAACAUGACCGCAGUUCUCACAAUAAUCGGCGCCGCGCUUCUCAGUGUUGUGAGCGCGCGACCUGCGAUGACGGCAGAUCAGUACGCGCGAGGAGUGGACUGGCUGAUUCGGUAUGGGUAUUUACCAUCUCCAGACUCUCUAAUUGGUCGACUUCAAACCAAGGAGGGUAUUGAAGAAGCUGUCCGUAAAAUGCAGCGUUUUGCUGGUAUUGAGGAGACUGGCAAACUAGAUCGGGCCACAUUAGAAAUGAUGGCCAGACCUCGCUGCUCUCUCCCGGACACCAUCAGCUCUGAGGAUCUGUUGAAAGGAAAGAGAAGGGGUAAAGGGAAGAUGAAGAGGAGAUUCACUCUGCCAAGGCUGAGCUGGGACAAGACUGACAUCACCUGGAGCGUGCAAGAUUUUCCAUCUCCUUCCGUGUCUCCCACUCUACAUCCAGGGCUGGUAAGGCUCAUUUUGACCUAUGCACUCCGAGCAUGGGGUGAUGUCACACAUCUGCGUUUCCACGGGACUCGUCCUUCUCCUUAUGACCCGUCACCACAGACAGACAUCAAAGUCACCUUUGCCAGUGGCUACCAUGAGGAUGGGUAUCCUUUUGAUGGCAAAGGGGGCACACUGGCACACGCAUUCUUCCCAGGAAAGGAAGAUCUUGCUGGUGACACACACUUUGAUGAUGGAGAGAGCUGGAGCAAUGGAGAUAGGAGCAGCAGCACAGAUUUAUUCACAGUUGCAGUGCACGAGUUUGGUCAUGCUUUAGGCUUGUUUCACUCCUCUUCCAACGAAUCCAUCAUGAAGCCUUAUUACUAUGGUCCUGUGGGAGACAUGCACAGCUACUCCUUACCCCUUGAUGACAGACUGAGAAUACAGGCACUCUAUGGAAAAAGACCAGAUUUUAAAUCUUCUCCAUCUGUUGCUGCACCCACAACUAAUCUGCCCCAUUUGUCGACCCCUGCUCCUCCACAUCCACCCUAUCACCCACCAGCCUCUGCUGAUCGCUGUCAGGGAGGUUAUGAUGCAGUUGCUAAUAUCAGAGCAGAGGUUUUCUUCUUUAGAGGUCCACACUUUUGGAGGGUACAUCAUUCAGGCUCAUUAAUGUCCUUGACUCCAGCUCUGAUCCACAGCUUCUGGAUUGGUUUGCCUCCAGAAACUGCCAGAGUUGAUGCAGUAUAUGAGAGAAGAGAUGGAUAUAUUGUAUUCUUUAUUGAUAAUCAGUACUGGGUAUUUAGAAACACAAUGUCCCUCCCUGGGUACCCACGGCCACUUUCAGAUUGGGGUUUACGCUCUUCUGCAGGACGGGUUCCAGAGAGAGUGGAGGCGGUAUUUGUGUGGCCGCACAAUGGGAGGACGUACCUGUUCAGUGGUGGAGAGUACUGGAGGUUUGAUGAGGCGGGAACUGAGAGGAAGCCGGAGGAAGGGUACCCUAAACCAGCGUCCAUCUGGGGGAUGCCCUCUCAUCCUGAUGAUAUCAUUGGAUUUCUAGAUGCAGACACUUACUUCUUUAAAGAUUCAAACUACUGGAUUUUAAAAAGAGGGGGCUUGGAGCAGGAAUCUACUUUCCCAAAAUCCAUUGCUACUGACUGGAUGAAAUGUGAUGGUAACAUUUCAACUCACAGACCUGAGCUUCCCAGAAGGGACAAAGACUGUAGCUGUGUCCAGAGUACAGCCGCUGCGAUAUGUGCUUUGUCAGCUGUUUUAUAUUCAAUUAUUGUAGUUUGUAUUUUGGUUCUUACAUUGUACUGAUAAUAUUCAUAUAAUUUGUGUAGUAUUUACUGGGAUUUUUUUAAAUGGGAUUUUUUAAUGUUGUGACUGUGUAGUUAGUAAAAAAAUGAUUUUAGGAAUCAAUGAAUUACUGAAAAGUGUCCAAUGGUUGCUUAUUUUAGUAUCUAAGCAGGUGCGGUGCAUAAUCUUGGUAUUGUUUGCCUACUGUUUCUUGAAUACUGUGUAUUCUGAUAUCUUACUCAUUUGAAAUACUGUUUUUUACAAAUUAUAGAAUAUAUUACAGUACACUAAAUGGUCAGUGUUCUGAAGAACACUAGAUGGUUGCAAAACUAGCACACUAUGGACUAAAAGCCAUGAGACAAUACUUUAAUCAAUAUUUAAUAUAACUGCUUCUGAAAUACUAAAUAAAAAAUUCAAAGAUGUCAUUUAAUUAUUCUUUCUGUAUUAUACCAGAAUUUACAAUGUAAUGUAAAAUAAAACUCAUAUUGUGUGAGGCUUAUUCUGUUUUUUUUUUUUCUUUCAAUUUCAAAUAAA
Megalobrama amblycephala (Wuchang bream) is the source of this 2520-nucleotide messenger RNA. RefSeq names its product matrix metallopeptidase 25a (gene mmp25a). Gene Ontology annotation, biological process: collagen catabolic process; extracellular matrix organization; proteolysis. Gene Ontology annotation, cellular component: extracellular matrix. Gene Ontology annotation, molecular function: zinc ion binding; metalloendopeptidase activity. Bases 268 to 2007 code for a protein of 579 amino acids. The transcript has 10 exons. The record is from RefSeq and is a predicted model, not a curated record. Lineage: Eukaryota; Metazoa; Chordata; Actinopteri; Cypriniformes; Xenocyprididae.